Molecule: messenger RNA, 1687 nt
Organism: Tupaia belangeri chinensis (Chinese tree shrew)
Lineage: Eukaryota; Metazoa; Chordata; Mammalia; Scandentia; Tupaiidae
Product: C-C chemokine receptor type 3
Exons: 3
Coding region: 276-1352 (358 amino acids)
Biological process (GO): calcium-mediated signaling; cell chemotaxis; inflammatory response
Cellular component (GO): membrane; cytoplasm; external side of plasma membrane
Molecular function (GO): C-C chemokine binding; C-C chemokine receptor activity
Source: RefSeq, a predicted model, not a curated record
GUAAAGCAGGAAGCUGUGUUGUUUACUGUCUUACUAAUGCACACCGGUAGCAAGUGUCUUAUUCCACUGCUGGUGAGAUCGAAGCUCUCGUUGGCUGAGAAGAGACUGCACUACUUUGGCAGAGCACCACUUCUAUCCUCAUCUGGGCACGAACUCACUGGAAUGCGAUAGAAGUUGCUUCUGUAAAGAGCUUUUCAGUUGGUUGAAUUUAUGGGUGCGGAAUGUGUGCAUGUGAAGGGCAGAUGAUAUCUAUGAUGGGUGUGUAUUAAACAGACAUGAGCGAGCUGGUGACCUCCAUGGAGGAGUCUGGGUCUGCGGCCUUUGGGACCACACCCUACGACUAUGAAAUCUCGCUGCCGUGUGACAAGGACUAUGUGAAGAUGCUGCUGGCCCAGGUGCUGCCCCCGCUGUACUCCCUGGUGCUCGUCAUUGGCCUCCUGGGCAAUGCGGUGGUGGUGUGGGUGCUCACCGGCUGCCGGAGGCUCAGGGUCAUGACCGACAUCUACCUGCUCAACCUGGCCAUCUCCGACCUGCUCUUCCUGUUCACUCUCCCAUUCUGGAUCUACCAUGUUGCGUGGCAUGACUGGGUGUUCGGGGACGCCAUGUGCAAGCUGCUUUCGGGGCUCUACGACAUAGCCUUGUACGGCGAGAUCUUCUUCAUCAUCCUGCUGACGGUCGACAGGUACCUGGCCAUCGUGCACGCCGUGUUUGCCCUGCGGGCCCGGACCGUCACCUUCGGCAUCGUCUCCAGCGUCGUCACCUGGGGCCUGGCAGUGCUAGCUGCCCUCCCCGAAUUUGUCUUCCGGGAGUCCCCGGAUGGGUUGGUCUGCAACCCUCAGUACCCGGAGGAGGGGGAAGAGAGCUGGAAGCGCUUCCACGUGCUGAGGAUGAAUAUCCUGAGCCUCGCCCUCCCUCUGCUCGUGAUGGCCGUGUGCUACUCAGGCAUCAUCAAAACGCUGCUGAGGUGCCCCAGUAAAAAGAAGGACAAGGCCAUCCGGGUCAUCUUCGUCAUCAUGGUGGCCUAUUUUGUCUUCUGGACACCCUACAACGUGACGCUUCUCCUCUACACUUUCCAAACGACCUUGGUCUUCGACGACAGCUGUGUGCAGAACAGGCGCCUGGACGUGGCGCUGCUGGUGACCGAGAUGGUCUCCUACAUGCACUGCUGCAUCAACCCGGUGAUCUACGCCUUCGUGGGAGAGAAGUUCCAGAAGAGCCUGCGCCGCUUUUUCCGCAGGCACGUGGUGGCGCACCUGCGCAGGUCCAUCCAGUCCUUCCCUAGUGAGAAGCUGGAGCGGGCCAGCUCUGUGUCCCCAUCCACCGUGGAGCUGGAACUCUCCUUCGUUUUUUAAGUAAGAUGCAGGAAAUCGCCUAAAGAAGGUGGCCAGCAGGGGAAACAGACACCGCGUCAACCACCAGGUCAACUCUAGAACAGUCUUUGGACUCCCUGUGCCCCCUAACGCUCCUGAAGACAGGACGGUUCGGCGCAGUGACGGUGUCGUCACCAGAGGACAGGGCUGGGUGGGGUAUGCGUCUUCCACCUGCAAUGCAGAGCUUUGCUUCGUUCUCGGAAGACUUCCAUGCCUUGGAUGCCUCUGAAUGCUAGACAGUUACUGUCGGUAGCUAUAAACAGAUCAAGCUUUUUAGAUUUUAAGCCUUCAUUUCUUCAACAAGCUAUUGACAUAAA